Molecule: messenger RNA, 996 nt
Organism: Macrosiphum euphorbiae (potato aphid)
Lineage: Eukaryota; Metazoa; Arthropoda; Insecta; Hemiptera; Aphididae
Source: the annotation of a GenBank genome assembly
AUGGGGGCUCUUAAGGAACGUUACAGUCAGUGCCAGGCUGACAGAGACAGUGCUAAGGCGGAAUUGGUAGCCCUCCGUGCGUCCGGCAGUUCUGCCCCCCAGCCGUUAAGUACGUCAACCAGGCUUAUACCGCCACCCAUUGAAUAUGUCGAUUUAGAUGAUGACAGAAUCAUGGUAGUAAGUCCAUCCGGCGCCUCUUAUGCUGAUGCUGCUGCUGCCAGAUCGAGGGCUCGCAAAAAUAAAACACGGGAAGAAUUCCCGCAGCUCAGAGCAGGAAAAAACGUAUCUGUUAAGAGUAGGCUGGGUGCGGCAAAACCCAUCACGAAAUUCGGGGUCAAUCACGACAAAGCUAACAAGAAAACCGAUACGGCCACAAAGUCCACAGUCGCUCAAACUAGCACUAAAAUUCUCGACAAAGCCAAGAGCGCUAAGGCUGACACUCGCUUUGAGGUAGUGGGUGGAAAUAACGCCUGGCUUGAAGUCAGAAAAUCGGUAGAACAGAAACUAAGCUGUCCCCGCAUACGCAUAUCCAAAAAUAAGGACGGAAUAAUCCUUUUUCCGGAGGACUCCGUAUCCUUGAAUGCUCUAAGGCGCACGAACAAAUUAGUGGAGAGGAAACCUUUCCUCCCUAGACUCCUCGUGGUUGGAGUGGACAAAGAGUUAGAAAAGGAACUCCUUGCUGGAUACACAGCUAACCUGAAUGAGGAUCUAGGUCUCUCCACAGAAGAUACUGAGAGUAUCAGACCACUAUUCCGAACGGGUCCCCGAGACAGGCCCACAGUCAAUUGGGUUAUUGAAACUCGCCCUGAGACCUUCUGUAAAUUCGAGAGAAAGACAGUUUACUUAGGACUAACAAAAUGCAGAAUGAAACCUCAUAAUGACCUCCCUCAGUGUUACAACUGCCAAAGAUAUGGCCAUACGGCCAAGACUUGCCGUUCAGAUGACCCAAUCUGCAAACACUGCGCUGGAAAGCACGACUCCCGAAAUUGUGACUAG